Messenger RNA from Amphibalanus amphitrite, 2253 nucleotides. Its product is annotated as serine/threonine-protein kinase rio2-like. Gene Ontology annotation, molecular function: protein serine/threonine kinase activity; ATP binding. The record is from RefSeq and is a predicted model, not a curated record. Gene Ontology annotation, cellular component: cytosol; preribosome, small subunit precursor; nucleus. The transcript has 2 exons. The coding region runs from base 282 to 1898 and encodes 538 amino acids. Gene Ontology annotation, biological process: maturation of SSU-rRNA; protein phosphorylation. NCBI's taxonomy places the organism in Eukaryota, Metazoa, Arthropoda, Thecostraca, Balanomorpha, Balanidae.
AAAGCGCAUUGUUUAACAGUUUAAUAGACUAAAAUGAUCCAUUAUGUUAAAAAAACAUAAAGAUUUAACAUAGAUAUGGUUAUACGAAAUGGUUGAACUAAAACCCAUCAAAAACAAGUUGUGAGGGUGAAGCGAAGACAAAUUUGCAACAAUUUUGUAGCUGUGUUUUUAGAAAUUUAUUUUCAUAUCCUUGAUACAAACAGUCUGCAACGUGAGAGACGUUCGAGUGCGCACGUGGGACGAUCUGGCUGCGUCCGUCCGUCUCCGUCCACCCGUUCACUAUGGGUCGUCUAGAUGUGGGCAUCCUGCGCUACAUGUCCAAGGAGGACUUUCGUGUCCUGCAGGGUGUAGAAAUGGGCAUGCGAAACCAUGAGCUGGUGUCAACUCCCCUGGCGUGCUCUCUGGCGAACCUGCGCUCAGGUGGCGCUCAGAAGGUUAUCAGACAGCUACAGAACACGAAACUGCUAGCGUAUGAGCGCGGCAGGCGCUACGACGGUCUGAGGCUGACAGUCAGUGGGUAUGACUUCCUCGCGCUGCACAGCAUGGUUGCUGAGAACGUCAUUGACGGUUUCGGUAAUCAGAUCGGCACCGGAAAGGAAUCGGACGUGUACGCGGCGUAUGACACGCACGGCGAGGCGCUGGCGCUCAAGUUUCACCGUCUCGGGCGCACGUCGUUCCGCAAGCUCAAACUGCUACGAGACUACCACAAGAACCGCUCGCACAUGUCCUGGCUGUACCUGUCGACGCUGUCGGCGCGAAAAGAGUUCUCCUACAUGAAGGCACUCCACGAGCGCGGCUUUCCAGUGCCGCGGCCUAUUUAUCAGAAUCGGCAUGCGGUGCUGAUGUCCAUCGUACACGGCGAACCGCUGUGCGAGCUGAGGGAUCUCUCCGACCCGCGUCGGCUCUACGGCGAGUGCAUGGAGCUGAUGAUUCGGCUGGCCGAGUGCGGCGUCAUCCACUGCGACUUCAACGAGUUCAACCUGAUGGUGACCGAUGAGGAACACAUCAUCCUGAUCGACUUCCCGCAAAUGGUGAGCACGUCACACCCGAACGCCGAACACCUGUUUCAGCGGGACGUCGAAUGUCUGAGGAGAUUCUUCGCCAGACGCUUCCGGUUUGAGAGCGACGACUACCCUGUGUUUUCGGAGGUGGUUCGGACAGAGGACCUAGACACGGAAAUCAGAGCCAGCGGCUACGGCAAAGAGUUCGCAGAGUUCGACACGGUGGCCGGGCUGGGCGAGGAAGACGACGGCUCGGAGACGGGAGAGGAGUCAGAUGACGAGGAAUCCAGCCGAGUUGAGGAGGAGCAGAAAAGAGCCGGUUCGGAGGAGGGGAGUGAGGAUGACAGCUUCAAGGACGCUGUCGAGUCACUGGAGGAGGAGACUCCCACGGGAGUGGUCUCGGAGCAGCCGGACCGGCCACAGGCGUUCCCGCUCGACUCGGCCACCCGCGUGGCGCUGCGCUCGGAUACGGGUGACGGCUCGGACGGAGACGGUUCUGGACUAGACUCGAGCGGCGGCGGCGGUCGGAGUGGGGAGGACUCGGCGGAGGAGGGCACUGUCUCCUCAGAGGGAGACGAGGACGAGGCGGCAGCAGCGGCGAGGCGCCGUGAGAUGAAGCGACUCAAACAGCGCAGACUCGAGGAGCAGCGCUUGGCGGCGCGCAGCCAGCUGAACGAGGCCAUCCAGCGGUCUGCCAGCCAGCGGAGCCGCAGCACGGCCGCCUCCACCAUCGCGCCAGAGGUGCUGCAGCGCCGGCUGGCGCGCGAGUUGCGCCGCAAACGCCGCCACCAGGCCGAGCGGCUGCGCGCCAAGGGAGAUGCCAGUGCGGUGACCCGCUCGAGGAGGGAUAACGCGGCCACCAUACGCGAGAGUACAACCGGCUUCUGGGCGGACUGAACGGUGACUAUGGGGAGGGGAGGGCUGGAGGAUGUGUCUGGUGUGUUCGUGUGAUGACACGUGUGGUGAUCGGGGCUGCACGCGUGAGAGGUGUUAAAGAAUGUGGAUUGGAGAUUGAGAUGAAGCGAUGGUUGACGGUUGUCUGUAUUGGGCGGUUAUCUGUGCUGGGAAUGCGACGAAUGAGAUUUUGUAAGUGUUGUAUGAUAAUGUAUGACGGUUUGUUGCUAUGUGCGUUGCGACGGAUUUAUUGUUCUUCAGUAUAAGUUAGAACUAAGCCAUUUAGAUCCAGCUAAAAAUAGGAGUUUGUUAUUUUGAAGACGUUUUAUCUAAGACCCAAUAAAGGUUUGUUCAAAUA